UGGGUCACGUGUUGAGGUUUAGCUGGUUCGGGUUGCGUUUGAGCUGAGCUGAGCUGUAACACCGCUUCUCUGAGUUUCUGUGUUUUACUGAUUAUUGAUUAUUGAUUAAUCGGUGUGUGUGUGUGUGUGUGUGUAGAGGCCGAUGGAAGAGGGCGUGUGCUGCGUGCUGUUCUGGGCCGCUCUAGUGUGUGUGCUGGUGCUGUUGGGGCUUUUUAUUCGGGCUGAUUGUGAUUUUACACUCCAGUGGGCGAAAACCUUCGGCACUAAACCAGAUGUGGCUCUGCGAGGGAAGGUGGUGUGGAUCACCGGAGCGUCGGGCGGAAUCGGGGAGGAGCUGGCGUAUCAGCUCGCUGCCGCCGGAGCUCGGCUAGUGCUGUCUGCGCGCAGAGAGGCGGCGCUGGAGAGAGUCAAGCAGAACUGUUUAGAGCGCUACACUCUAGAAGAUAAGGAUGUUCUUGUUCUUCCACUCGAUCUGCUGGACCGGGCGUCACACCCGGAGAAAACCGAGGCUGCUUUGCGCUACUUCGGCAACAUAGACAUGCUGGUUAAUAAUGGCGGCCGUAGUCAGCGCGGCCUGUUUGUGGAUACGGAUGUGGAGGUGUACCAGAGCCUGAUGGAACUCAACUACCUUGGCACCGUUUCCAUCACCAAACAGGUGCUGCCCCACAUGAUCCGCCAGGGCAGCGGCAUCAUUGCAACCGUCAGCAGCCUUGCUGGGCUGGCUGGAACUCCGCUGGCCACCGGAUACUCAGCCAGCAAACAUGCCCUGCAGGGCUUCUUCAAUGCUUUACGGCCAGAACUGACCGGCUCCCCUGGAAUAACCAUCAGUAUGAUCUGCCCGGGACCUGUCGUCUCCCAGAUCGUACAGAACGCCUUCACUGAGCACGUAGACAAGUCAUUGUCCAGUGCUGGUGACCAGACACACAAGAUGUCCACUGAGCGCUGCGUCCAGCUCAUGGUGGCUGGACUGGCCAAUCAGUUGAAGGAGAUGUGGAUCAGCCACCAGCCGUUCCUGCUGUUUGUCUACGUGUGGCAGUACAUGCCCACCCUCGCCUGGUACCUGACCAACAAGCUGGGCAGCAAGCGUGUGCAGAACUUCAAAGCUGGUCUGGAUGCAGAUUCUGCGUACUUCACCAAGAUGAAGGCCAAGACCACCUGAGAAACCGCGCUGGUCACCAAAAGCUCGUGUAGUUGAGCUGCUCCGAAGCUGGACGUGACGGGCCCUGCGGUGAAAUAUUGUUCACAAUUGUAAAUAAAUGCCCUGUUUUAAUUGGUUCUUCAGACUGAUGGAGAACGUAUGAUGGUGGUGGGUUAGUGUAGUGGGUAACACCUACCUUGAUGAUCAUAUAAUCACAUAAUGCAGCAGAAUUAAUGUCAGCGCCGCACGUUUAUCUCGAUAAACAACAUUUCCCACAAUCCUCUGUGUCUGAUUCCAGUUUGCUCUUUAUUGAGGUAAAUGUGUGACGCUUUUUGAACGAAGGGAAAGAAACAGCAGACUUCACUACCGCUGGGCAUCAUAAGGGCAUUAGUCUGUUUUUGCACUGACAGUCACCUCGGCCAGCUUUGACCUCGUCCUGCUUGUUUAAAGAGGGUCAGAGGGUCAGGAUGUAGCCGUGUAAAGCUGAACUGAUUUGUCUUACAGAAAAUUUCUCUGUGUGAAUAAAAGACACUGCUAUGAUAUUUAAUUUAACAAAUUAAAAUGAAAAUGUGACUAAAGCUA
Molecule: messenger RNA, 1720 nt
Organism: Pygocentrus nattereri (red-bellied piranha)
Lineage: Eukaryota; Metazoa; Chordata; Actinopteri; Characiformes; Serrasalmidae
Gene: dhrs7
Product: dehydrogenase/reductase (SDR family) member 7
Exons: 7
Coding region: 143-1159 (338 amino acids)
Molecular function (GO): oxidoreductase activity
Source: RefSeq, a predicted model, not a curated record